AUGUAUUCGUUAUUGGGGUGCUACGGCCGAGGGCCCGGGCCCGGCAAAUCGAAAGGAAAUCUUUUCGGAAAAGAAGGGGACUAUGUCGUCCUAGCUACGGUGCCUGAUGACCAGUUGACGAUACGAGCUUGCCUUGAAGGUUGUGAUGAGUUGGACCCGCCCAAGAAGACUUCUGAUCAUUAUGGACUCGUUGGACUAAGUAAUGGAAGAGAGUGCCUCUGCGGGUUGAAACUUGUGGCAGAGGCUCGUAAGCUUACUCUUGGGGAUUGCAACAUGCCUUGUACUGGUGAUUCAGGGCUAUCAUGUGGAGGAGCGGAUACGGUCGCCGUAUAUACUCUCAUCGUUGCCAGCGAGAGCGACAAGGUUACAAGUCAUGACAAAACCCAGGAUAGCAGUAAGUGCGACGAGAAAGGAGACGAGAGCGGGUCCGCCACUCUUACAGGAACUUCACUAUCUUAUACUCUCAAUACGAGUGCGGCUCUCAAAGUUACAGAUGGCUUAGGGCCUACAGAAACCGGAACCCUAGGAGAUUCACAGGAGACAUCAGGAAAGGCAAUUCUACCCUCGUCAUCGCUUCUUCCAUCACCAACGCCAUCCGAUUCUCCUGAUGCGCCGACCACUGGUCCUGCCAUCGCCGCGAUCACAGGUAGUGUCUCGGGCGCCAUCAUCCUAGCAGCGUUCAUAGUUCUAUGUGUCCGAGCCUAUAAGCGGAAAAAGUUCCAGGAGGCCGCAGAUACAGAGGUUGUAGUUACACCCGGGACGCAGCACGAGGACAAUAACAAUCAACUGCCACGUCGACCAGUCCCAAGCGCGAUCGAUACUACAGGACAUCAACUUCGUGAUCUGAACAAAGGAACCGGCCCUAUCGCCGGAGGCGGCUAUGAACGUGGACAUGGUAAAAGAGAUGAGGAUUUAAGUACUGGCGCAUCAACAGACGGCACAUACUUGGUACCCUCCACACCCGCUCUCGAGUCUGGUACCCGCCUCCGUCAUCCUGACCACGCCGCACGUCUCACGACAGCUUCAUUGCCAACCUCUGGAAGUGACACUUUAUACAACAAACUGAUGGACGAAGUCCGCGCCGGCCCUGCUGGAUCAGCGGUGACUCCCUCGCCAUCCAGCCCGCCUCCGUCUGCAACAAGUUCGUCAGUCCAGUGGCGAGGAAAUCCCCCGAAACCCCUAACGCCAUCGGCAGCAUCCGCCGGCCAGUUCGAUUUCGAUUUCAACGCCAAGCCCAGCGUAUCGAGCCCAGCACCGGCUGCCCGUCCCGAAGCCACCCUUGGUGAUCGUGCUUGGCACAGACGCAAGGUAUCUACGACGUUCCAGCCACCGGCCAGCGGACCCCCUUCUAUGCCGCUACCCCCUACGCCGCCUCGACGACAGCAGCAGCGAGGUUUUAAUCCAGUACACUUCACUCCUACACCCGCGUCGAGAGUAAAGUCUAGUCACGGCCAGCAUGAUGAUGGCAAGAAGAAAGAAGGUAUUCGCGUCGCCGCAUUGCCUAUGGUAUUACCCCUUGGGCUUGUGGGGUCAGCAUGCCAAGAUUCGGGAGCGGUAGAAACCCCAGAGCCACCGCUGAAGGACUCCCCUACGAUACCGCGAGCACAGAGGGAUUCUCGGGAUUCUCGACAAGAAGGCUUGGUAGGAAUUGGACAGGAAACGAGUGGAGAAGGAAUAGGAGAAGUAGGAAUGCAGCUGUUGCCGCCUAGCACACCCGCGGGACAAUCUGGCUCUCGAUCGAACAGGGACACCAUCUACACGGUGGGAGAAGAAGACUGGCCUAUUAACGGCGGUAAUGAGGCACAAGGUCCGGAAAUUUCUCCUGUAUCGACGGAUACGGUUGGAACGAGUAUUCUGUUCCCAUCGGAUGAUGAGCACGAGGCGUAG
This is a messenger RNA of Daldinia childiae, 1887 nucleotides long. RefSeq lists its product as uncharacterized. The record is from RefSeq and is a predicted model, not a curated record. The coding region runs from base 1 to 1887 and encodes 628 amino acids. Lineage: Eukaryota; Fungi; Ascomycota; Sordariomycetes; Xylariales; Hypoxylaceae. The transcript has 2 exons.